Molecule: messenger RNA, 2340 nt
Organism: Gordionus sp. m RMFG-2023
Lineage: Eukaryota; Metazoa; Nematomorpha; Gordioida; Chordodea; Parachordodidae
Product: alpha-(1,6)-fucosyltransferase-like
Exons: 9
Coding region: 14-1903 (629 amino acids)
Biological process (GO): protein N-linked glycosylation
Molecular function (GO): alpha-(1->6)-fucosyltransferase activity; protein binding
Source: RefSeq, a predicted model, not a curated record
UUGUAGUGAUGAGAUGUACAAAAAAUAUUCUAUAAUGAUACUUGGAAAACUUAAAUACACUAUAAUAUCUAUUCUCUUAAUAUGGGGUCUUUGUGCAAUAUAUUUGCUCUUAUCCAAAAAAUACCUAUUUUUCCAGGAGUACAACUUAGAAUUGACAUUAGCUGAAAAUCAAAUUAAAGCAUUGCAAAAACAAAAUUCUGAACUAUACAAUAUAUUUAUAAAAUUAAGAAAUCAACGUUCAAAAUUUCAAUCUUAUAAACCAGUAGAAACUCAUUUCAAAUUACAAUCGAUAUUAGAUAUCGAUGAUUACCUCGUUAAUAAACCAAAAUACGUCAAUAUAUCCCAAAUGCCCUACAUAAAAUCCGAGCAUUAUCGAAGAAAAGUGCAACUCGGUUUGGGCCAUUUGCACAAAUUUAUAUCGAACCGUUUUUCCGAUUUUAAAUCUAGUCUAAACAAACAAAUAUCCUCCGGAAAUUCUGGUUCUUUAAAUGCCAACUUGCUAAACGAUAAGUUAAAUCACAUGGACGUGUUCAUCAAACAAAUCCUUAACGAUCUCCUCAGUCAAUCCGAUUUAAUGAAAGAUAUUUCAGAUGACUUAUGGAAAACUCGGUUAAACGCUCGUCUCUCCGAACUUGUUAAUCAAAGAAUUAUAGAAUACCAGAAUCCCAAAAAUUGUACCACUGCCCGAAAGCUGAUCUGCGACGUCGAUAAGUCUUGCGGGUUCGGUUGUCAAAUACAUCACGUAAUCUAUUGCCUUGUAGUCGCGUUCUCUUCCAAACGUACCCUAAUACUUAAAAGCGAAAAUUGGAAAUACGAUUCCUUAGGUUUUGAACACGAGUUUUUACCGCUUAGCGCGUGUUCCAGCCACGAGGAAGGGGAAGAUCGACCCGUUGAAUGGCGAGGUGACGAAAUAGCGCAACAGGAUGAACCACGUGUCAUAAUUUUACCAAUAAUCGAUAUUAUGAGUCCACAGUCUCAAUUCCUUCCCCUUUCCAUUCCAUCCGACUUAUCGCAAAUAGUCUCCACCUUUCACAGUAGACCCCACGUAUGGUGGGUAGCUCAAUUCGCCUCCUUCGUGAUUAGGCCCACGCCUCAUCUGACGAAAAUAGCUGAAGCUUUGUACGAUACUAUUCAUCAGGAUUCUAACCCAAGCAAAUCGAAUCGAAGCCCUUUUCAACAUCCAAUAGUUGGAAUACACGUAAGGCGAACAGAUAAAAUAGGCACAGAAGCCAGUUUCCACGAUAUAUCCGAAUAUAUGAAACAUGUCGAUGAUUAUUUCGAUAUUUUGGAUCUCAAAAGAAUUUAUAACUCUUCGAUAUUAUCUUCAUCACCCACUCAAAUUUCAAAAAUACAGCGACGCGUAUAUAUAGCUACCGAUGAUAUAAACGUUCUCAAUGAAGCCACUAAAAAAUAUCCCCAUUACAUUGUGCUAGGGAAUCGUGAAGCUGCUAAGUCGGCAAAUACUGCCACUCGUUAUUCCUUAGGUGGAUUAAUAGGAGUCUAUUUGGACAUAUAUUUCUUAGCUCGUUGCAAUUACCUAGUUUGCACCUUUUCUUCACAAGUAUGCCGUUUAGCCUUCGAACUUGCCAAUGCGCACUUCAAAACAGAUGUUUCCGAUAAUUUCUACUCCUUAGACGAUAUUUAUUACUACGGAGGCGGUCGAGGACUAUAUUACAAAGCGCUCAGAGAUCAGGAACCCAUAACACCUAAUGAAAUUGAAACAGUAUACCCAUACGGGAAGUUAAAAGCCGGUAAUAAAUUGGAGUUAUUAGGAGACGAAAAAAAUGGGUAUUCGCUAGGUAAAAUCUUGGAAAACGGUAAAACUAAGGGUAAGGCCCUUUUCCCUUCUCAUAUUCUCGAAGAAAUACCUUUAGUGGCUGGUAAUUUUUUUGAACAACCGUAAAUCAUGAUUAUUUUAUAAUCCUUACCCAAUUUUUAUGAAUUCGUGUUCAGUAAUUUUUGGUCCUUGAAAUCUUGUUUGGCUUAAUCAGAUUCGGAAUUAAAAGCUUGAUAUAUCUUUAUUUUUUUGCCUUAUUAUCGUGAUAAUUAAAUAGUCAAAAUACAUUAGAAGCUUAAAUACUAACAUUUUAUUUUUUCCCUGAAAUUUUAUAAACAAUGUAUGCAAUUACUUAGAUAUUUAUUGGGCUUAUUUGGCGCCAAAUAAUUUUCACUAAUAGCUACAUAGCCAUAACAUAAUGCAUUUGAAGAAUCCUAUCGUUUUAUCCUACAAAAUAAAUACUUUAUAUGCAACAAUUACGUGGAUUAAAAAAAUAUUUAUUAUAUUAAGGCUAAUUUGAUACCAAAUAUUUUGUACAUGACAAUUUUUAAAUUGCAAAUACA